Gastrolobium bilobum is the source of this 1139-nucleotide messenger RNA. Its product is annotated as ubiquitin-conjugating enzyme E2 7. Lineage: Eukaryota; Viridiplantae; Streptophyta; Magnoliopsida; Fabales; Fabaceae. Bases 226 to 726 code for a protein of 166 amino acids. Gene Ontology annotation, molecular function: ubiquitin conjugating enzyme activity. Gene Ontology annotation, biological process: ubiquitin-dependent protein catabolic process; protein polyubiquitination. The record is from RefSeq and is a predicted model, not a curated record. The transcript has 6 exons.
UCAAAGGGAACUAGCAUAGUCGCAUAGAGACACAUUCAUUGGGUUGGGAACCUUUCUCCUUUUCUCUUUUGCGUGUAUCUAUCUAAUUAACAUUACUUUCAUUCUCGUAUACCAUACUAAAUAAAUACUCUAAGUGUUGGCUUUUGGAGUUCUCUUACGUUCUUUGUUCACAAUCUUGAUUCUUUCUUGAAGCCCUCUCCUCUGAGCUUCUUUUCCUUGUUAUUGAUGGCGUCCCAAGCAAGCCUCCUCCUCCAAAAGCAACUCAAAGAUCUUUGCAAGAACCCCGUCGACGGUUUUUCCGCCGGUUUGGUGGACGAAACCAACAUUUUUGAAUGGAGUGUUACGAUAAUUGGACCUCCUGAUACUCUUUAUGAGGGGGGAUUUUUCAAUGCCAUUAUGAGCUUUCCACCCAACUACCCAAAUAGUCCGCCAUCAGUGAAAUUCACCUCAGAGUUAUGGCAUCCCAAUGUAUAUCCUGAUGGGCGGGUUUGCAUAUCAAUUCUUCAUCCUCCUGGGGAGGACCCAAAUGGUUAUGAGCUUGCAAGUGAGCGCUGGACGCCUGUUCAUACAGUAGAGAGUAUAGUGUUGAGUAUCAUAUCAAUGCUUUCUAGUCCUAAUGAUGAAUCUCCUGCAAAUGUUGAAGCUGCGAAGGAGUGGAGAGAUAGGAGAGAUGAAUUCAAGAGAAAGGUUAGCCGUUGCGUACGGAAGUCACAGGAAAUGCUGUGAUUCACAUCUGGCUGCUCAUCCCGAUUUUGUGAACUGGAGGAGUGCAACUUAUAAUGUAUGGAUUGGUUCACCUCAUGCUGUUUAUCCGGGUAGACUGGCCCCCGGAAGUUCACACGAUAGCAUGCUUCUUUCUUCAGUUCCGUGUUGUUUCUUCUUUACACGGUCAUUGUCAUAACAUGGAAAAAACCAAUUAUAUUCUAAGUGUUUUGCCAGUGUUUCGUCACUAGUUAAUUGAAAAUUUAGUUUGUUCAUUUGCAUAACCUUAUUGUUAAAAUUUGAGAUUAGGUGGAAAGUUUUGCCUUUUGUUGAAUAUUGUGAUUGUGGAUGGUGCGUUCUGAAUUUUUCCAUUUUGCCUUGUGUUAUAGGCUUCUUUACCUGUAUAUUGCUGUUUUGGCUAGCUUGUUAUUGCUUUU